GUGUUCCUCUUCCUCUGCUGCAGAUGAAGAUCCCCUCGAAGAAGAUGGCCCACAUCCCCGUGUACACUGUGGGCUUCCACAGCACUCCGAAGAGCCACGGACACAAGAGCCAGGUGUAUAAGUCCCUGCGCAGCCUGUCCCGGCGCCCGGUGGAGGAGGAGUUCCCCCACCUGUACGCACAGGGCUGCACGCUGCGGGACGUCUGCGCUGAGUGUACCAAGUUCGUGGCCGACGUGAUCUCGUCCAGCCGCCGCAGCGUGGACAUCCUCAACAACACCCCCAAGAGGGAGGCCAGGGCGGCCCCCCAGAGACCACAGCUGCAGCGCCAGUCACACCUGGAGACUGACCCUCACCCUCAGUGUCUCCGUCCCCUUCACCCACAGGGCCAGCUCCCUCCACAGUCCCAUCAGCAUCAUCCACAGCAGCAGCGGCCUCAUGCCUCAUCAGCGGCUCCUCUCCACACCAACACCAUCAACAAUGGGAAGCAAUGAGGAGAUUCACACACACACACACACACACACACACACACACACACACACACACACACACACACACAC
Molecule: messenger RNA, 557 nt
Organism: Notothenia coriiceps (black rockcod)
Lineage: Eukaryota; Metazoa; Chordata; Actinopteri; Perciformes; Nototheniidae
Product: protein spire homolog 2-like
Exons: 2
Coding region: 24-491 (155 amino acids)
Biological process (GO): actin filament network formation; actin filament polymerization; cleavage furrow formation
Cellular component (GO): cell cortex; cytoplasmic vesicle membrane
Molecular function (GO): microtubule binding; actin binding
Source: RefSeq, a predicted model, not a curated record